Molecule: messenger RNA, 1061 nt
Organism: Coccomyxa subellipsoidea C-169
Lineage: Eukaryota; Viridiplantae; Chlorophyta; Trebouxiophyceae; Coccomyxaceae
Exons: 5
Coding region: 146-910 (254 amino acids)
Source: RefSeq, a predicted model, not a curated record
GAAACUGAUUACAGGUUUGGAGGGUUUCGGCGAGGUUGAUCCGAGUCUGCACAUUUUCUGACGGGCAGGAAGAUCCUGCAUUGAACCAUAAAAGACUCCCCUGGUGGACUACUCAGAAUUUUCAACAGAGCUGCCGCGUCUCACUAUGGCAGCUUUGUCUAUGAGCGCUGCAUUGAAGGGGCAGCCCCUGUGGCCUUCUGCAACUGCACAACAGGGCCGCAACAAAAAGCAGGCUAGCCGAAUGACUAGGCGCCAGCUCUCUACCAGCUGCUUCAUUCUUGAGCCCUUCACGUUGGCAACAUUGCCGACCGUGGAUUUUGGGUGGACGUUUAACAGCGCUGAUGACUGCAACGCCGGCUCCUACUGCCGCAAAAAUUACUACGGGUCCACUUUGCACGACAACAAACAGAAUAUUGGCGCUGCUGCGGACCGAGUGCUUGCUGAUGAGAGUAAUACAAGGAAGAAGGACUCUUACAAGGCGCUCAUGCUUGCAGUGGCCAUGCAGGAAGCUGACAAGAUGGAUCACCGGGACACGUCCAAGGACAACGAUCCGCUGUCAAUGAACUGCAGCGUCCUGAACAUAAACUGCGACAUGCUGCAGCGGGCAGGCAAGCUGCGAGGUCCCCACGGGGAAAGCCCAAUCGACACAAACGUUGACUGCUACGCAAUCAGGGACCAAAAUCUUGACCGAGUCCUGCUGCUCCUAAGGAGGGCCUUUGAUGUGUGGACGCCCAAACGCACUCUGGACUUCAUCCGCGGAGGAAGCACAGGGUUUGAUGAUGGCUACGGCGGCUCGUGCAACUGCCCUGUGUAUCGGAGGGCCAUUGCAUCCCUCUACAAGGCAUUUUCUGACGACCCCAGCCUCAUGACUGAUGGACGGAGGGGUGACAUCACAGUGCCACCCUGCUAGAGCUGCCAACUGGCACAGGAUUACUGUCACUCACAACAAACGCUUAAAUAUGGGUACAGGUCUUUGUGUGAUGCUGCAAAGUUGCACUUGAUGACAGAUGCAACACUUUAGAGUUGAUUGGAAGAUUGGAAGAUUUUAAAAACAUUGAGAC